GUCUUGAACGUUCGACAGUACCACCACUAUGUCCGACGAUGCAAUUCCCCAGGAUGAGCGAAUACGCGAUAGGACCCGUCGUUUUGAAGAAUUUCUCAAUUCAGACUCUUCUGACCUGUAUAACUACAAGGAGGAUAUCGCUCGCAUGCUUCGCAAAGACGAAAAUCGCCUCAUCGUCAACAUUGACGACCUUCGUGAUUACGAUCGCGAAUUAGCAGACGGACUUCUCAAGAAACCUUCCGAUUUCUUUCCUUCGGUGGAGGAGGCCUUGAAAACCAUUAUGGAGAACGUGAAAGACAGCACAAAACACGAUACUGAACACAAAGCUUACCACGUUGGGUUCAGUGGUUCGUUUGGCGACCACCAUGUCAGUCCCAGGACACUACACUCCGAGCAAUUGGGGAAAAUGAUCUCUUUGGAAGGCAUCAUUACCCGUUGCUCCCUUGUUCGCCCCAAAAUGUUGAAAUCCGUUCAUUACUGCCCCGAGACGCGACUUUUUCACCAGCAUGAAUGCCGAGACGCGACUUCAGUCAACUCCAAUCUUCCCCCAACGACAUCAAUCACCCCGCAGACUGACGACGAGGGCCGAAAACUACAAAUGGAAUACGGUCAGUGUCACUUCCGGGACCAUCAAAGAAUUAGUAUACAAGAAAUGCCCGAGCGUUCGCCCCCAGGCCAACUCCCGCGUAGCACAGACGUCAUCUUGGACGAUGAUCUCGUUGAUAAAUGCAAGCCAGGAGAUCGUAUACAGCUGGUCGGUGUUUAUCGAAGCGUUGGCGGUGGAUCUAACGGAGCUUUCAAGUCCUUGAUACUAGCAAAUAAUAUAAUUCUAUUAUCUUCAAAACUCGGUGGAGGCAUCGCUCAGACGCAGCUCACGGAUACCGAUAUCAGAAUGAUCAAUCAGCUUUCCAAAAAGUCGAACAUCUUCAACCUCCUUUCUGAAUCUCUUGCGCCAUCGAUCUUCGGUCACGAAUACAUAAAAAAGGCCGUCCUUUUACUGUUACUGGGAGGUGCAGAGAAAAAUCUCGCCAACGGUACGCAUAUCCGAGGGGACAUAAACCUAUUAAUGGUUGGCGACCCCUCUACAGCCAAAUCGCAGAUUUUGCGGUUCAUUCUUGGAACAGCACCUCUAGCUAUUGCAACGACCGGACGUGGAAGUUCGGGCGUUGGCCUGACCGCUGCAGUAACAAGCGAUCGCGAGACCGGAGAAAGGCGUCUGGAAGCUGGUGCAAUGGUUCUUGCCGACAGAGGUGUAGUUUGUAUUGACGAGUUCGACAAAAUGUCCGAUAUAGACCGUGUUGCUAUCCAUGAAGUUAUGGAACAACAGACGGUGACAAUCGCCAAGGCCGGCAUCCAUACGAGUCUGAAUGCCCGCUGCAGUGUUGUCGCUGCAGCAAAUCCAAUCUACGGUCAGUAUGACAUUCACAAAGACCCGCAUCGGAAUAUUGCCCUACCUGAUUCAUUACUAUCUCGGUUCGACUUGUUAUUUGUGGUGACCGACGACGUGGAAGCAACACGUGAUCGACAAAUUGCAGACCACGUAUUGCGUAUGCACCGCUACCUUCCUCCCGGUCUCGAAGAAGGAACGCCUAUUCAUGACAAUCUGUCUCAACCACUUUCGGUAGAAGGGCCUGGUACAGCGCCUGCAGAUGCCGAUGUGAAUGCCAGUCCUUAUGAAAAGUUCGAUCCUCUACUUCAUAUGGGUGUUGGCUCCACAUCAGGUCCACAGACACGCAGUAAAAGUAAAGAUCCCAAAAAGAAGAUUCUCAGUAUAGCAUUUGCAAAAAAAUACAUACAAUACGCCAAGAGUAAAUCUCCGCCAAUGCUAACGAAAGGUGCGGCGGACAACAUCGUUCAAGUGUAUGCAAAUCUCCGAAACGAGGACAUGGAGGCCAAUCAGAGAAAGGUGCAAUAUGCUUCUUUCCUUGAAGAUUUCCACUACUAGACCUUGGAAUUGCAGACUUCGCCAUUGACAGCUCGUACUUUGGAAACAUUGAUACGUCUUGCAACUGCUCACGCAAAAGCCAGACUUUCCUCAAAAGUCGAGGAACGGGACGCCAACCUAGCCGAAGAAAUCAUGAGAUUUGCUCUGUUCAAGGAAGUCCCCAAACGUAAACGCCGUCACAAAAAACGUAAGCUUAACACUGGUGGAACUGCUCGGAGUGCAGACACUGAGGGAAGCUACGACGAAGACUCUGACGAGGGGUCUGGAGAAGAGGAUGAACCUGAGACCAGUCGAAUGCCUGGCCCUAGCGCCGGGACUCGUCGACCGUCUGCUAUGCCAGAAGAGCGGGAUCCUGUAUGGGGUGACGUGAGUCAAGAUGUGGACAUGUUGCCCACCAUUGCUGCACCUGCGGCGGAUGGAACUAUCUCCCCGGAACGACUCGAGCUGUUCCGCGCAAGGUUCUUAAAUGCCUUCAAGAAUACCUUACAAGACGGAGAAUUCGCACCAUUACCGGUUCUGGUCGAAGCCGUGAACGAGGGUUUAGGAAUAAACCAACUCUUUGGAACUGCUGAGGCUACCUUGGCGUGUCAGGCUAUGCAGGAUGCAGACCAGUGUAUGAUCAGCGAUAACAUUGUAUAUCGGGUGUAGUCCAAAUC
Molecule: messenger RNA, 2601 nt
Organism: Marasmius oreades (fairy-ring Marasmius)
Lineage: Eukaryota; Fungi; Basidiomycota; Agaricomycetes; Agaricales; Marasmiaceae
Gene: MCM3
Product: MCM DNA helicase complex subunit, variant 2
Exons: 4
Coding region: 29-1945 (638 amino acids)
Biological process (GO): DNA replication; double-strand break repair via break-induced replication; mitotic DNA replication initiation
Cellular component (GO): MCM complex; nucleus
Molecular function (GO): ATP binding; single-stranded DNA helicase activity; ATP hydrolysis activity
Source: RefSeq, a predicted model, not a curated record